UCAAGAGUUCAUAGUCAGUUCUGUGUCUGUAACAAAGUUUUUUGCCUUUUAAAGUUAUAAAUAGAGCCCCAGCGGACUCCCCGGGAAGUCGUUUUGUGGUGGAUCGGGCUUCCCCGCAGUCCCGCUGCCACAGCUGUCUGCUCUCAUCAGCCCCAGCUCCAUCCGUCCCCAGGCACAGGGCACAGCAAAUACUGCAAACCCUCGUCAUCGCUAAGAAUAAACCUUUCAACAACAACAGCCUCUGUCAACCUGAAUCAUCCUGGGGUCUGCUUUGGGAAAAUGACCCAGCUAAUGACUUCAUGUUAGAUGCUCUAUAUAAGUCGAGGGGAAAGAACAGGCGUUCACAGAGUGCCCAGGCUGGAUUUAAUCAAAGCCGGGAAAGAACCUCGGAAGGGAUUACGGUUGAGUGAGCUCCGCAGUUAUGUCACAGCCAGCUCCUGUGAAAAAGAAGCGUCCUCCAGUGAAGGAAGAAGACCUCAAAGGAGCUAGAGGAAACCUUUCCAAAAACCAGGAAAUUAAAUCCAAAACCUACCAAGUGAUGAAGCAGUGUGAACAAAUGGGCUCUGCAGCACCCUCCAUAUUCAGCCGGGAUCGGACAGGGGGUGAAACAGUCUUUGAGAAACCGAAAGGAGAGCCAGCCAAGAGCAUCUUUGGCUGACAGCAGAGCUGGAUGUGUCUCACCCCGAUGAUUGUCACAACAUUUUCACGGAUUUCUGCCCCUUAUACGAAAGUCACUGUAGACCUAAGUAGCUAAUUUCUACUGUAAGUCAUUAAGUAGGGAAUAGACUCACAUCAAAGG
Antrostomus carolinensis (chuck-will's-widow) is the source of this 799-nucleotide messenger RNA. RefSeq names its product musculoskeletal, embryonic nuclear protein 1 (gene MUSTN1). The transcript is spliced from 3 exons. Gene Ontology annotation, biological process: tissue regeneration; chondrocyte proliferation; chondrocyte differentiation. Gene Ontology annotation, cellular component: nucleus. Bases 422 to 658 code for a protein of 78 amino acids. Lineage: Eukaryota; Metazoa; Chordata; Aves; Caprimulgiformes; Caprimulgidae. The record is from RefSeq and is a predicted model, not a curated record.